Molecule: messenger RNA, 2458 nt
Organism: Pyricularia oryzae 70-15
Lineage: Eukaryota; Fungi; Ascomycota; Sordariomycetes; Magnaporthales; Pyriculariaceae
Exons: 2
Coding region: 319-1956 (545 amino acids)
Source: RefSeq, a predicted model, not a curated record
UUCUUUUGCUUCAUCUGUCUCUUUUUGCAAAAAUUGGCCUCAACUUUCUCUCCUUCCGCAUUGAAUGCCAUGGUUUUCAACUGUGGAAGGUAUAGAGUGUAGGAGCUGGACCGAAAUACCUCUGGUGAUCCACGGUGCAGUAUUUCAAGAUACUUGCAGUUACCCCAGAAGCCCGCCAAGAUAUUCCUGUACGCCAGCCUGGGCCCUGGAGCCCGGAUUCGAUACCUCGGGGUCAUCGCUAGCAACAAACCCAACGAAAAAAAGAAAGAAAAAAAGGAAUCAGCAGCAGUGCGGUCGACAGUGUUGCCCUCAAAUACCAUGGGCGUCGUCGUAGCAUGUUUACUGGGUUCAUUCCUUCAGAACAGCGUGGACGCUUCGCUUUUAGGGAAGAAAAAUACCGUGCACAGAAUACAAAAGGUUCAUGUGGUUGAGCAUGCCGUUCUUGGAAAGCGCGCGUUAACCUGUCCGGUCGACCAUCACUCAUGUCCAGACUCACUGGGCGGCGACUGCUGUCCUCAGCGGUAUGGGUGUGCCACAGAUAGCUGCUUCGUCACAACGGCAGGGACUGGCAUGGCCUGUGGGAGAAGGGGAUACUACAACUGUCCGCUAGAAGCCGGCACUGGAUGUUGUCCCGAAGGUUACGUAUGCGAAAGAGAUGGCAUAUGCUCCCCCCCUGAGGGUGUUACAUACAGCAUCGAAUGUCCCGCCGGCAACUUCCAGUGUCCCAUGUCCGAUGGAGGGGGCUGCUGCAGGAGCGGAAUGGCUUGCGGGAAAAACCUGUGCUAUGCGACCACGCCUCAGACCUUUGUCAUUACAAGGCCUAUCACGGCCGUUACGAGCGGUAGAACUACUACAGUUACAGCCGUGAUCACAACAGUAUCCACCCCCAUUCCUGCAGCAAUUCCCAGUGACACAAACAUUGGCCUGCCCAAACUCUUUGUCACGUCUGUUCCCAAGGUUGAACCUGUCGAGACACCAGAAGGCUCCGGUGGGCUUACCAGCGCCCAAAUCGGCGGCAUUGCUGGGGGCGUUGCAGCAAUUGUGGUUAUCGUCCUGGCUGCAACGUUUCUUAUUUUCCGCCGUCUCAGGAAGCACGAGCAGGUUAUCGCGCAGUCGACGACCCUCGGGACGUCCUCUGUUGGUGGCCGAAGCUCCAAGACGGGCGGCAAGAGCGGCAUGACCCAAAUCCGCGUUACCCCCUAUCCCAGACCAACUCAGUCGACCAUCGAUGCGAUGGAAUAUGACGACCUUCUUGAGACCAGCACCGCAGUAUCGACGACGGCGCCCCAUUCAUUUAACCGUGCCGAUUCGGACAUCAUUUCCAUGCCGUCAUCCCGCCCCACGCCAGACCUGCGCCACAUGAGCGUCGACUCGUCGGCUGCAAGCCAGGCCGGCUACUUUGACCUGCCAGCCGGCACCUACGCCAACCGCCAGCAAACACCCGGCGGCCUCGGCAUCCGCUCCAGCAUGGACUCGUCAACGACUGGCGCUUCGAACGUGGCCGAGCUGAUGAGCUCCACCGCAGUCAACGCCGCCACCGCCGCGACGAAGCGCGCCCGCCACGUGAGCAACGCCAGCGAGCUCUCGUGCAAGAGCAGCAGCGUCGAGCUCCCGGCCGCAGGUCUCGGAUCGCUCAGCCUCCCCGCCGAACUCGGCCACGGCCAGCAGGUGGCGGAGCUGCAGGCGGAUGAGAGUACAGGAGGAACGCGGAGGCGAGCGGCCAGCAGUGGGCCGUCUGCACCGACGGCCCUCGCACACCCGCCGAUGGUGCACCAGCGCACCGGGCAGCAGCCGCUCGACGUGGUGAGCGAGAACUCCGAAGUCAUGCACGGCUAUUACGGCUCAUCGGAGCACACUGGACAGACGGAGGCUGGGUUGACGCUCGGGCAUGACAUCAGCUCGCCGUUGGACACUCGGUUCCAGUUGGCAAAAUCGGCGGAUGCACAUAAUGCCUGACUAGGAUGCCGGAUUCCACAUCCAAACCCCUGAUGGUGUAGUUGGUUCAUCACGUCUGACUGUAAUCUGCCCAGUUGUAAUCAGAAGGUCACCGGCUCGACUCCGGUUCGGGGGAACAUGAAAUCAAUAUUUCAUUCUUUUUUUCAUUUUUAUAUAUAUUUUUGACCGGUUUCCUUGUCUCUUUUUUGGCGUCCAGGUCUCGCUUCGUCGGAUCGGGUGUUCAAAAUCUUUCCUACUGGUUCUUGGAUUCUGUCGUUUGUUUCUGUUGUUGUGGUCAAUUUGUUUGACAAUAUCUGGGAAAUGUGUGCACAUAUAUGGGGCUUACUAGGGCAGGCGUUCUUAUUUUCCGGCAAAUGUACUUGACAAACAUGUUGACAACAUCAGCAUUAUACAAAAUCAUGCAAAGAGACUCUUUUGGUACGCAUUGUCCAAUAUUAUACCAUAGUAUGUUUGUCAUUGUGAAGAAAAUUGAACUUAUAAUCCCAAACCAAAAAAAUAAAAA